GAAAACUAACGCGUGCGCUAGUGUUUUCGUCGUCCGACUCCGACGGUUGCUUCCUGUAGGCUGCGGCCGCUCGCCUGCUCGACGCCGCGUCGAUCGGACAGUUCCGAGUUCCGACGCCCAAAACCCUCGCAACUUCAUCUCUCCCAGGUGAACUCGUGCUUCCUCCUCCUCCUCCUCCUCCUCCACAAAUCCCUCCGCCGCGAGUUUUUCUCGGACAUGCUUCAGCUUGUGGAUCCCCUUAGCCACCGGAGGCGGCGGUGGCAGCGGCCUCUUUUCGCCGCUGGCUUCAUAUUCUGGCAUUCUGCUAUUGUUGGAAGCAGUGCUGCAAUCUACAGUUGAUUUCAUUCCUUUAAUUCUGCCUUCGCAACAGCGUGGAACAAACAACCAUAUAAUAUUUCUGUUCCAGAGGAAAGGAUGUCGGGCCAAAGUAAUUCCCCCGACAUGAUUUUUCAGGUUUAUACGCCAAGAAAAAGAAAAUUUUUGAACUCUGUUCACUACAGUGAAUCUAAUAGGGCCGUUUCUCAUGGAUCUGGGUUAGUCACUAGUGCUAAAGAUAGUCAUCAAGGUGAAGAAUCAUUUCUAAAUGGUCCAGCUGGGUUGAGCUCUAUUUUGAGUAACUCACAGGGUUUUGCUCCUCAAGAUAUUCUGUCAGGAACCACAGAACUGAGUGGCAUUAGAUGUACAACUAGUUCAUGCAAACCAAAUGAAACCAUACUGCACACCAUUUCAACAAAUAAUGGCACAUCAAACUGUCAGGAUACUACUCAAUCGUUCUCUCUAUUGAUGGAGUGUACAAAUCAUACAACACCAAGCAAACCUAUGCAUCCACAUAUUACUUUUCAACUAAUGCACACUAAAAUAGAGUCUAGUAAUAGUUGUGCUAAGUAUGCAGAUUCAACAGAUCAGAGCCAGACAGCUGUGGCUCAUAAGUUACUUUUCAGCUGUGAAAAGGGUGAUCAGAGUAUUGUAGCUAUGGUUCACCCUUCUCAGAGUUCCCUUGAAAAAAUUCAACAGAAGCAAGGGAUAUCAAGCUAUGAAGCUAAACAUGAUGUACAAGGUUCUACAAAAGCAGAUGAUAGUUCUAGUAUAUUGUCUCCUCAUUCUUUGGAUGAUGAAAUCAUGUCAGUUGUUGGCCUGCUAUCUCCUUCUGCUUAUGAAAGCCUAUGUGAUGGUACAAUCCAGUUGAGUAGCACUGUCAAGGUGUCUGUGAUCGCCUUCUUCAAAAGCGGAGAAAAAAAUCACGACAUUACUUGGCCGAAAAUCAUAGAAAUCAAAGGGAGAGUGAAAUUAGAUGUGUUUGAAAAGUUUGUCCAGGAACUCCGUCGAUGUCAAACCCGAUCUUUGAUGGUAAUUUCUCUUUGUUGGAAGUUUGGGACAUCAAAAGCUGGCUUACUGGGAAUGAAAGAGGUUGCCGAGAACUUUGAAGCGAGCCAGAAGGUUGGUUUUGCAGAUGUAUGUGAUGGUUCCAAUCUCUAUGUCUGCCCCAGAAGUGAUGCUGUAAUUACAAUCCUAGCGAAAUGUGGUUUCUUUAAAGGCAUGUCAGCAGCUGAUACAAACCAAGACUCGUUGAUAGGGUGCAUUGUGUGGCGCCGAAAUCCACUGUCAAAAAUUGUGGAUCAUAGCAGGUCUGAAACUAUUGGAAAGGGAUCUCCUUGUGUGCCUCAUGUUGGAGCAAGGCAUCCAACUUCGUUGCCAUUUUCAGAUGGACAUCAGGCAACAUCAUGCUCCAACAAUCCUGGCAUGGACUCUAGAACAAACACAGGCAAUAUUCAGAAUGAUAUUGAUCAAAUGCAAGAAAUUCAGAGCAAUUCUGUGAAAACGCAUCCUGUGGCAACUGGUUUGCUAUCUCAGUGUGGGCAUGCUAAGAGUACUGGUGAAAGAGAUCCUACAGAAAAAUUGUCACAGGUUUCACCGUUCGAAUUGGCAUCGCAUGAAGUCCCAGAAAUUCAGCAACAUGUUCAGUCCAUCAUAGAUUCUCAUUCUGGAUCUUUUGGAGUGUGGCAUCCUACUUCACAUUCUCAAGGAUUGUCUCUGAAAUCCUUGCAUGUUCAGCAGAGAACUACCCACUAUGAUUUAGCUGCACAAAAGAAUCAUAUGGCGGAGGCCUUCUCAGGCAGCAUAACUCAAGAAUAUGCAUCAAAUGCUGUUGAGUCUUCAAAACAACAGGAGACUAAUCCAUUUUUGCUGCAGCCUGAUACUUAUGGUGCUCAUAGAGCUAAUGAUAUAGAUGACCUUCCAAAAGUUGACUUCGCUAAUCUCCAUAGAGUUGAGUUGAAAUUUGAUGUGCAUCCAAUCAACAGGGAAACUACAAUAACUUCUGAUGUGCUGAUUUGCCCUAGGUUAUCUGAUAAGAAGUCAAACAGUCCAUUCCAGCAAUCAUCGCAACCAUCAUUUCAAGUUGAAGGCAUCAAGAAUCAUGAAAAGGUUGAGGUGAAAGAAAAUGUCACAGACAUGAUUUCAAGGGAGAUAACGAAUCAAGUAUCUCAUCGCAAGGCAGAAAUAGAGAACUUCAAGAGCAAAGAUGACAUUGAUGCUGAAGACAUGCCAGAGUGUCACUUCCAGGGGUUGGAUAAUGAGAAACUGCAUCAAAGCGGUUCAAGUAAACAUACAUCACCAUCUUUGAAGAACUCCACAGGGUCUAAAGCACCAUCACAAGUGUUUCCUCCAAUUACUCAGAAAUCUUAUACUCCACUUGAAGUAGAAGACAUCUCUUCUGGUCAUGAUCCAAAUAUGCCAUCUGGAUGUCUGAACAUACCAAGAGAUCAAGUCUCGUUUCCUCGGCAUCCUCCACCUGCACAAGGGGAUCAACGGUUAGCAGCUCGGCAUCCUCCUGUACUAGCAGAUCAAGGUUAUGUUCCUCGGCUUCCUCCUCCUGUACUAGAAGAUCAAGGCCUUGCUCCUCGGUGUCCUCCUCCUGCAUUAGCUGGUCAAGGCUUCGUUCCUCGGCAUCCUCCACCUGUACUACCAAAUCAAGGCUUCUUUCCUCGGCGUUGUCCUCCAUUUGCAGGUCAAGACUUAUAUCCUUGGCGUCCUCCGUUCCAUGCAAAUCAAGGCCCAUUUCCUCGUCAUGCUCCUCCACAUCCUUGUCCUCCAUUUACUCCAGGACACGUGAGGCCACCUAGCAAUUUUGCUCCCCCUGGCCCUUGGCGUCCAGUUCUGCAUCCAGGGCAAGAACACCAUCACCAUCACUACGGACAUCCUGGAAGAUCAAAUGGUCCAUCAGGCUCUGGCAACAAACCAGGCUACCAUAACCCCAGCUAUGGAAAUGGACCAGGAGGUUGCAGGCCACAACACCAAGCUCAAGGAUAACAUUCUGCAUGAUUGGUUGCACAGAUUAUACCCAUUCCCAAUUGCAUUCUGAACAACUAGAGAAAAAAAAACAUAGAACAACUCCUCCAUUUGGUGGACAACAAAGAGCUCCUCAAACUUUCUCUAGAUGAUGUUGCCUUUAUGGCGAAUUUACCAAUAAGUUGUACAGUACAUAGCCAUCUUGUGUUGCUGAAUUGUGAAGUUUUGUUGUUAGAAAAUUCAUGGAUUUCCAGAGUGAUUCAA
Oryza sativa Japonica Group (Japanese rice) is the source of this 3552-nucleotide messenger RNA. Lineage: Eukaryota; Viridiplantae; Streptophyta; Magnoliopsida; Poales; Poaceae. The record is from RefSeq and is a predicted model, not a curated record.